Jatropha curcas is the source of this 956-nucleotide messenger RNA. RefSeq lists its product as uncharacterized. Gene Ontology annotation, biological process: root development; shoot system development. Lineage: Eukaryota; Viridiplantae; Streptophyta; Magnoliopsida; Malpighiales; Euphorbiaceae. The record is from RefSeq and is a predicted model, not a curated record.
AUGGCUGCCAUUAUCGGAGCUGGUAAAGCUACUUGCCAUGUUCGUUCCAUCAGCUUGCCCGCAAGAUCUCAUCCUCUUACUUUGAGCGCUGAGGUGCAAAUUGACAGAUUGAGAUCAUCUCAAGCAACACAGUCAUCGGCGUGCGACAAGUUGAAUGGCCUCAAAAAUCUGUAUGAAAGCAUUGAUGAUUUGCUUCAAUUACCUCUAACCCAACAAACACUUGCCAAUGAAAAGAAUCGCAAAUCAGUAGAUGAGGUGUUGGAUGGAUCUCUGAGGUUGUUAGAUGUGUGUGGUUCCACCAUAGAUAUUUUCUCACAAAUGAAGGAAUACCUGAAGGAGGUUGAAUCCUCCCUCCGAAGGAGAAAAGGCGGGGAAACUGGCCUGUUAAAUGAAGUAGAAGCAUAUAUUUCCUCAAGGAAAAUAAUUAAUAAAGUAAUCAGCAAAUGUUUCAGAAAUUUGAAGAGCUCAAAAAACAAUUCUUCUUCAACACUCUUGGACAAGGACUCCAAUGCAGUAGCUGUAAUUGGAACCCUAAGAAAAGUUGAGCAAAUCAGUGUUUCAGUUUGUGAGUCUCUUUUAUCUAUGCUAUCUCAACCAAAAACCAAAUCAAGGCCUAGUGGCUGGUCGAUUGUUUCAAAGUUAUUGCAAUCCGAUCGUGCAUUAUGCAAAGGACAAGUUGGUUCCAAUGAAGUGAAAAUGAUAGAUGCUGAAUUACUAGCCGUCAAAUCAAUUAAAAACGUCAAUCUUGAACAAGUGCAAAUAAUAUUGAAAGGAUUGGAGGCAUUAGAAUCAAGCAUUCAAGAAGCAGAAAAAGAGUUGGAAUGUGUUUACAGGAAAUUACUGAACACCAGAGUUACCAUUCUCAACAUGAUCAACCAGUAGCUAGUUGUUGAUCUUCUCAUAUGGGAAGUUUGGAAUUCAUUUCCCAUUGUCCUUUCAAUACUAUUUUGUAAAAC